This is a messenger RNA of Pollicipes pollicipes, 1013 nucleotides long. Its product is annotated as mediator of RNA polymerase II transcription subunit 15. Lineage: Eukaryota; Metazoa; Arthropoda; Thecostraca; Pollicipedomorpha; Pollicipedidae. The coding region runs from base 66 to 1013 and encodes 315 amino acids. The transcript is spliced from 6 exons. Gene Ontology annotation, molecular function: transcription coregulator activity. Gene Ontology annotation, biological process: regulation of DNA-templated transcription. The record is from RefSeq and is a predicted model, not a curated record.
UAGAACAGAGGUUGAUCCAAGGCCAGGUUGAUCCAAGGCCCUAGAACAGAGGUUGUUCCACCGGGAUGUCCUUGACGCGCUGUUAUAUAAACAAGAUGGCAGAUGACUCAAAUGACUGGACAAGCUUGGCUUACAGGCAGAAAGCCAGGCAGCACAUUGAGGAUGCCAUCCGCAUGUCCGGCAACCCGACCAACAAGACGAGCGCCGAGAUGGAGGACCACGUUUUCCAGCGAGCCAAGAGUCGCGAGGAGUACGUGGGCUUCCUCAGCCGCCUUAUCCUGCACAUCAACAAGUACAAGCAGGUCGGUGAUCCGAUGAACGCGCUGCAGAACAUGGCUGGUCAGCAGCAGCAACAGCAGCCGCCGCAGGACCAGGCGGCCAUGCUGUCCAUGCAGGGCAUGGCGGCCCGCGGUCAGAUGGCGCAACAGCCGCAGGGCUGCCCGAUGUCGGCCCUGCAGCAGCAGCAGCAACAGCAACAGCAGCAGCGCAUGCAAAGCCAGAUGAUGAUGCAGGGCGGCGGCCAGAUGAACAUGCUGCCGAUGGGUGGCAUGGUGCGCCAGCAGGCGCCCGGCAUGGGCAUGAUGGGGCCGCGCGGCAUGGCGCCGUCGCCCGGCGCGCUGUCUCCCAUGGCGCCCGGCUCGGUGAAGGUGCCCAGCCAGAUGAGCGCGCCGUCGCCACAGCUGCACACGCCCGCCGGGCCCGCCAACGCCACGCCCUCGCCGCGCAACCAGCACGACGAGGCCCAGUACAUGGAGAAGGUUAAGCAGUUGAGCAAGUACAUAGAGCCGAUCAAGCGUAUGAUCGAGAAUACCAGCCAGCAGGACACAGCGAAGCUCAGCAAAAUGAAGAAGCUGCUGGACAUUUUGGAGAACCCCAGUCGACAAUUCCCGGUGGAUCUGCUCAUAAAGUGCGAGCAAGUGCUGGAGAAGCUGGAGAUCAAUCAGCACAGCGACGCGGCACACGGUCAUUCUCAGCAGCAGCACACCACACACAAGGAGUACCAGGUAUGGUGA